UCAAGCAGUAAAAUGGCAGGAGCCAGAAUUUUUCAGGUUGAGUUCAUGUGUCCAUUGUGUCCGGAUCUCCUGAAGGAUCCAGUGACCAUUCCCUGUGGACACAGUUACUGUGAGAGCUGUAUUACAGACUGCUGGGAUCAGGAGGAUCAGAUGAGAGUCUACAGCUGCCCUCAGUGCAGACAGACCUUCAGUUCAAGACCUGCUUUAGCUACAAACACCAUGCUGACUGAAGUGGUUGAGAAACUGAAAAAGAGGAAACGUCCUGCUGACUGUGAUGCUGGAGCUGGAGAUAAGAAGUGUGACGUCUGUACUGGAAAAAAAUACAAAGCUGUCAAGUCCUGUCUGAUGUGUCUGAACUCUUACUGUCAGAAUCACCUUGAAGAACAUGAGAGUUGGUUUAAAGGAAAGAGACACAAUUUGACUGAUGCCACUGGACGACUGCAGGAGAUGAUCUGCCAGAAACAUGAGAAGCUCCUUGAGGUUUUCUGUCGCACUGACCAGAAAUGUAUAUGUCUGCUGUGCAUGGACGAACAUAAAAACCACAACAUUGUAUCAGCUGCAGAACAGAGGACAGAGAAACAGCACCAACUGAAGGAUACGCAGAAGACGUUCCAGCAGAGAAUCCAGCAGAGAGAGAAAUAUCUUCAGCAGCUGAGAGAGGUUGUGGAGUCUCAUAAUCGCUCUGCACAGACAGCAGUGGAGGACAGUGAGAGGAUCUUUUCUGAGCUCAUCCGUUCCAUUAUGAGAAGCCACUCUGAGCUGAUACGGCUGAUCAGAGAUCAGGAAAAGAUUGCAGUGAGUCGAGCUGAAGGACGACUGGAGCGACUGGAGCAGGAGAUCAAUGAUCUGAGGAGGAGAGACACUGAGCUGGAGCAGCUUUCACACACACAGGAUCACAUCCAGUUCCUGCAGAGUUUCCAGUCUCUUUCAGCACCUCCUGAAUCUACAGAUGGAAAUGACGAUCCCUUCAUUUCUGUAUUCUCUUCUGAUGGUCUGAGAGAAUCUGUCCAUCAGCUGAGAGACAAACUGGAGGAUUUAUGCAAAGAGGAGCUCAAGAAGAUCUCAGACAGAGGUAAAGUCCUGGAUGCACUUAAUAAUGCAAGGAAAGAGAAACUGAAGUAUUCCCAUCAGCUCACUCUGGAUCUGAACACAGCACAUAGAUACCUCCGUCUGUCUGAGAACAAUAGAGUGAUUGCUGUCUCUUCCAGAGAUCAGUCAUAUCCAGAUCAUCCAGAUAGAUUUGAUGUGUAUCAUCAGGUGUUGUGUAGAGAGAGUGUGUGUGGACGCUGUUACUGGGAGCUGGAGUGGAGUGGAAAUAAUGGUGUGCAUAUAUCAGUGUCAUAUAAGAGCAUCAGCAGGAAGGGAUCAGGUGUUGAGUGUAGGUUUGGAUAUAAUGAUCAGUCCUGGAGUUUGCACUGCUCUCCCUCCAGUUACACAUUCAGACACAAUAACAUAGAGACUGUUCUCCCUGUGACACCCAUCAGCAGCAGAAUAGGAGUGUUUGUGGAUCACAGUGCAGGAACUCUGUCCUUCUACAGCGUCUCUGACACAAUGAGCCUCAUCCACACAGUCCAGACCACAUUCACUCAGCCGCUCUAUUCUGGGUUUAAUGUUCAUAAAGGAUCAUCAGUGAAACUCAUCUGUGUUGAUGAAUCAGAAUAGACUGAUGAGAUAUUCUAUCCAUAAUACUUUGAGCUG
This is a messenger RNA of Sinocyclocheilus anshuiensis, 1698 nucleotides long. Its product is annotated as tripartite motif-containing protein 16-like. Gene Ontology annotation, molecular function: zinc ion binding; protein binding. Lineage: Eukaryota; Metazoa; Chordata; Actinopteri; Cypriniformes; Cyprinidae. The transcript has 7 exons. The record is from RefSeq and is a predicted model, not a curated record. Bases 13 to 1662 code for a protein of 549 amino acids.